This is a messenger RNA of Phyllotreta striolata, 1446 nucleotides long. The record is from the annotation of a GenBank genome assembly. NCBI's taxonomy places the organism in Eukaryota, Metazoa, Arthropoda, Insecta, Coleoptera, Chrysomelidae.
AUGUCUAGGUUUAGUGGUACUUUACAAUUAACUGACUUAGAUGAUUUUAUAAAUCCUUCUCAAGAAUGCAUAAAACCAGUAAAAAUAGAAAAAACCACAAAUAGUACAGGAUCGAAAAUAACAAUACGGGAAGAUGGAUAUUUCCAAAUAGCAGACGAUGGUAGCUCACAAAAAUUACAAAAAGUAGAAAUAACCCUAGCUGAUUGCCUGGCCUGUUCUGGUUGCAUUACAUCAGCUGAAAGCGUUUUAGUCACUCAACAAAGCCAAGAAGAAUUGUUGCGUGUUUUCCAGGAGAAUGACAAAUUGAAAUCGAUCAACUCACCUGAAGCCAAAGUAAUAAUUGUUUCUAUAUCCAUUCAACCCCUAUUAUCGUUAUCCGUUCGUUAUCAAUUAACUCCCAACGAGUGUGCCUCAAAAUUAGCACAUUAUUUCAAACGUUUGGGAGCCGAUAUGGUUGUCGAUAUGAGUGUAGCCGACGAUUUGGCUAUUUUGGAAUCCCAAAGAGAAUUCAUCAGAAGAUUCAGAUCGAGGGAAAACGAUGGAGUAAAGAAUGCUUUACCUAUGCUAGCCUCGAGCUGUCCAGGUUUUGUGUGCUACGCAGAAAAGACCCACGGCAGCUACAUUCUACCUUAUAUAGCAACCACAAAGUCCCCCCAACAAAUUAUGGGCUCGCUAAUAAAAGAGUACGUUCGCAACAACUUGGGCAAUAGACAAAUCUACCACGUAACCGUCAUGCCUUGCUACGAUAAAAAAUUAGAGGCCACACGGGAGGAUUUUUAUUCCAAAGAGACCGAUAGCAAGGACGUCGAUUGCGUGAUCACUGCAAUUGAAUUGGAGCAGAUGCUUUCGAGAGAGGGAAUCGAAUUGAAUUCGCUAGAUAACGGCACGUUUCAUCAACCGUGGGUGUCUAACGAUAGCGAAGUAUCCCCGGAUCUUGCUGGAAACUCGGGGUCAGGUUCCGGAGGAUACUCCGAUCAGAUUUUUAAGUAUGCUGCUAGAGAAUUGUUUGGACGCGACAACGUUAAUUUAGAGUAUAAAUCCAUAAGGAAUCCAGAUUUUAGAGAAGUAUUGCUUGAAUCAAAUGGGGAAGUUUUACUGAGAUUUGCUAUAGUAAACGGUUUUCGAAACAUUCAGAACUUGGUUCAAAAAUUAAAAAGGGGAAAAUCGCAGUACGAUUACGUAGAAGUUAUGGCUUGUCCUUCGGGUUGCUUAAAUGGUGGUGCUCAAAUUAGACCUGGAGACGGCAAGUCUGUUAAAGAAUUAAUAACAGAAAUCGAGGGACUGUACGAAUCGCUCUCCUCGCCUUUGCCCGAGGAGAAUAAAAUUAUAAAACAUUUAUACGACCAUUGGCUGGGCGGGCAAGAUAGUGAUAAAUGUUCCAAAAUAUUGCACACUCAAUAUCAUGAAAUUGAGAAGAUUCCCAACGCUUUAAAUAUUAAGUGGUAA